Molecule: messenger RNA, 2634 nt
Organism: Sparassis crispa
Lineage: Eukaryota; Fungi; Basidiomycota; Agaricomycetes; Polyporales; Sparassidaceae
Product: ubiquitin conjugating enzyme family protein
Exons: 16
Coding region: 1-2634 (877 amino acids)
Molecular function (GO): ubiquitin conjugating enzyme activity
Source: RefSeq, a predicted model, not a curated record
AUGGAUCGCGAAGUUCAGCAGCUCGUCGAGAUGGGUGCCACAGUGGCGCAAGCACGAGCUGCGCUGGAAAGAUACAAGGAUGUCAUGCAAGCAGCAGAGCGUAUCUUUGAUGGCAGUUUUGAUCACAUCAUCGACGACGGAGGUGCAUCCGAGUCGAGCGCACCCGCUCGUCCUAAGCAGAAUGCCAACAGACCAAUUACACCGGACGAUGCCGAAGGUGAGGACGAGGAGGUAGAUGACGGGAAUGAGGACGACGAGGAUGAAGACUACGUGGACUACGACUCAGACUACGAGGAUAAGGUUACGGGCAGAAGCAAUUCGAAUGCGGAUCCUUAUGCAGGCAUCUUCUUCUCGAAGGACAGGCGUGAAGAAGUAAUCGAGGUGGAGGAAGAACCUGAAGUGGCCAUGGUUCCAGAUGUCAACGAGCAAGCAACUCUCAUGAAUCAAGGACAGUGGAUGAAAGGCUGCCCAGAAGGAGGAGAGCAAAGCUUCCUAUUCAGCCUGUAUCAGGAACUCAGCCAAGGCGAAUGUCGGUGCCCGCACGGCUGUGGUCAAUCUAUUCCCAGGCAGAAGCGCGAUUUCUUCACUAUUUUUGCGGAAUUCCCUACCUAUAUCAUUCAUUUACGGAACAUUGUUCCCCGUACUUGUACCAAAUGUACGAAGACUUUUUGUUUUGCGUGCGGAGAACCUACAACCCCAGAUCAUCAGAAGGCCACUUCGAAGGAAGACGAUGUGUUACUCCAUUGUUCCAAUCUGCAGGGCGUUAUUCUUGGUGUCGGGCUUGCCAUGCUAGAGAAGACGUAUGAUGACCAGGAUCAGGACGUGACAAGCGACGAAACGAACAAGGCAACAAACGGCAAGAGACGCAAGGUCCAGGUAGCUCCCGCCCCAAUCCUGCAACACGAGUUCGACGAUGACGAUGAUGAAGAUUAUCCUCCUAUGGUCCAGGGAAAGAAGGCGAAACUGGGUGUAGGCUACGCCGGAGAUGUCAGAGAGGAUGUUUCUGGACAGUUGGAGGCACUAGCUCUGCAACGCACGAAGGACGAGAAGCUUGCUCAGCUUCUGUCAAAUAUCCGGAUCUAUCUUCCUUCUCUUUAUCGAGACGGUGGUGGCCGAACGAGUGAUUACCUCGUCCAUCCGACAACCCUUGCACACCUUCGUCGGCGGUUCAACCUCGUCAGCAGUCGGCUUCUCCGCAAUGACUCACUGACAGACAUGUCCGACCGUUCGGUACUGUACAUCGAGCUCUUCGAAUGGCUUGAGACAGUCUCGUGUCAUGAAGCAUUAGCUAGCAUGAUGGCCAUGCCAAUCAUGGUUGCUACGCAGAAGGAAACGAGGAGAGGAUCUCCAAGGGGAAGUUCUCGGAUACGCGAACGUUCAAUCGUCUACGAAGGCAGUUCAGGUCCCCGGGAGCUCCUCGAAGCCAUCGUCAUCCAGGCAAAAGCUGCCCUAAAGGGACUCGAGGGGUUGAAACUGUCACAGGACGUGGAGAUGACGGAAGAGGAGAAGCGGAGAACGGGCAACGAGAAGGGCAAGGCGGCCGAUCCCGGCCGUGCUGUCUCAGAGGAGAACAUGAAGCUGCUCAGGUUCUGCCAGCGUAUCUUGGGCACUGCCAAGGCGAUAGAUCGCUCGCUAGUCGAUACCAAGGGUGAUGCAUUCGUCAAGAGGCUCCACGCCAGUCUGCCAAAAAUCCCGAACUCGGAUGAUGACGAUACAUGGGUCGAGGCUGGUGAGACCGAGGAGAGUACGGUUAAGGCAUACGAAGAGUGGGCAAGCCGAGUACGGUUCGAGUACUGCGACCUUACAAUACCACCGUUAGAAGCUCCGGGACAAGACGAUGACGACGUACCGCACUAUAAAUUUUACUACAACAAUGAAGCUCGGAUGCUGGCGAAUUCCGACAUUCCAAAACGUUCCCUCGCUAUUGCGAAAGAACUCGCAGUUCUUACUACUAACUUGCCCGUGGACUGGAACUCCUCCAUAUUCAUGCGCGUAGACGAAACUCGUGUAGAUGUCAUCAAAGUGCUUGUGACGGGUGCAGACGGAACGCCCUAUCAUAACGGAUGUUAUCUUUUCGAUGUAUUCCUAGGCGCCGCGUAUAACCAGUCUCCACCGAUGGUUAAGUACAUGACUACUCAUGGCGGAAAAUACCGUUUCAACCCCAACUUGUACGCGGAUGGUAAAGUGUGCCUGUCGCUGCUAGGUACAUGGUCAGGUCCCGGCUGGGUUUCAGGCAAGUCGACGUUAUUGCAGGUCCUCGUUUCAAUACAGUCUAUGAUUCUCUGUGAAGAGCCAUAUCUCAAUGAACCCGGGUGGGCAAGUAUGGCUGGCACCGUUCAAUCAAAAGCAUAUUCGGCCAAUGUCCGACGGAUGGUCGUUAGAACUGCAAUGUUGGGUAACCUGAAGAACCCGCCAGAACCGUUCGGGGAUGUCAUCCACACGCAUUUCCGACUCAAGGCACGUUCUAUCGUUGAGCAGCUCGAUAGAUGGCUUGCGGAAGACGAUGGGAGACCCAUUGGCGACGGCGGUUAUUCCCCGAAAGCUGCGGCGGGCGGCAGCUCUAGCGGCUUCCAGUCAGACGUGAACGAGCUGAAGAGUCUGCUGCUGAAAUUGCAGGCUGGAGAGUCCUCGUGA